AUGAUUUCUAGGGUUUCGGCUUCUUUCUUCAUUUUCUUGAUCUUUACGGUCAUCACAUUGCCACCGACGAUCCAAGCUUGCGCUCCUUGCACUCACCCACACCCGCCUAUUCCGAAACCUCCACACCACGGUGGCGGUGGAGGUGGUGGUGGGGGUGGUGGUGGUGGAGGUGGUGGUGGUGGUGGAGGCGGUGGAGGUGGAGGUGGAGGUGGAGGCGGAGGAGGAGGAGGCAAGCCACCACCACAUCACGGAGGAAAAGGGGGUGGUAAACCACCACACCACGGUGGUGGAAAAGGUGGCGGUGGUGGGCCACCACAUCACGGUGGAGGUGGUGGUGGAGGACCUCCGCAUCACGGUGGAAAAUCACCGCCGUUUGUUAGACCUCCUCCGGUUGUUUAUCCACCACCAAUUGUGAGGCCACCGCCGUUUGUUAGACCUCCUCCGGUGGUCUAUCCACCACCAAUGGUGAGGCCACCGCCGAUCACAAGACCUCCCGGAGUUCUCCCUCCGAUCAUAGGCCCUCCAAUUCAACCUCCGCCGGUUACAACUCCUCCGGGAAUCCUACCUCCGAUCUCAACUCCUCCAGGGCUUCUCCCUCCAAUCAUCAACCCACCUCCUGUCACAAAUCCACCUCCAUCCUCCGGUUAUCCACCGUACUCCGGUGGUCCACCUUCCGGAGGAGGAGGCGGCGGCAAACAACCAACGUGUCCGAUCAACGCAUUGAAGCUUGGGGCUUGUGUUGACGUUUUGGGAGGUUUGAUCCACAUAGGACUUGGGAAUCCAGUGGAGAAUGUGUGUUGUCCAGUGUUACAAGGAUUACUUGAGUUAGAAGCAGCCCUUUGUCUUUGCACUACCAUAAGACUUAAGCUUCUCAACAUAAACAUCUUCAUUCCUCUUGCACUUCAAGCUCUCAUUACUUGUGGAAUCAAUCCUCCUCCUGGUUUUGUCUGCCCUCCUCUCACUUGA
This is a messenger RNA of Thlaspi arvense, 966 nucleotides long. Lineage: Eukaryota; Viridiplantae; Streptophyta; Magnoliopsida; Brassicales; Brassicaceae. The record is from the annotation of a GenBank genome assembly.